GCCAUCUGUCACCUGUCACCGCUAAAAAAUGUUUAGUUUCGUGCACGAAAAAAACAAUUAGAACUUUCUUGCCAGCCCCCGACGCUCGAAACCCGCUUAAACGCCGCCCCCGCGCCGCAAAUGAUGCCGUUUUCCUUCUCGCCUUGAGUUUGCACGAGUGCCAAAAAUGAGUAAACAUAUGUACUCAACCGCAAAUCUCACAGACAAAGAGCUGAAGGAGCAAGGAAACCGCCUUUUCAGCCUCCGCAAGUACGAGGAGGCCAUAAACUGCUACAGCAAGGCAAUAAUAAAAAAUCCUGAUGUUGCUCACUAUUUCACCAACAGAGCGCUUUGCUACCUCAAGUUGUCGCGAUGGGAGCAGGCGUGCACGGACUGCCGCCGGGCCCUCGACAUGGAGUCGAACUUGGUGAAGGGACACUUUUUCCUCGGACAGGCUUUAAUGGAACUGGAGAACUACGACGAGGCGAUCAAGCACCUGAUGAGGGCGUCCGACUUGGCGAAGGAGCAGAAGCUGAAUUUCGGAGACGACAUAGCGGCACAGUUGAGAGCGGCGAGGAAAAAGCGCUUCUCGAUACAAGAGGAGAAACGAAUAGCGCAGGAGAUUGAUCUAUUGACAUAUCUAACAAGACUUGUAAAGAGCGACAAACAGACGCAGAUCGACGAAAUGAGAAGACAAGGGUUCGAAAAGGACGACGAGGAAGAUAAAGUGAGGGAGAUUGAAGAGAAAUGUGACUCGCACUUGAGCGAACUGAACGCGCUGUUUAUGAAAGUGGACGAGAAGCGAAGAAAACGUGAAGUUCCUGACUACCUGUGUGGCAAAAUCAGCUUCGAGAUCCUCCAGGAGCCUGUGAUAACCCCCAGCGGGAUCACCUAUGACAAAAAAGACUUAGAGGAGCACCUCCAAAGAGUCGGUCAUUUCGAUCCCGUCACUCGAGUGAAACUCACCCAGGAUCAGCUCAUCCCGAACUUCGCCAUGAAGGAGGUGGUCGACGCAUUUCUUGCCGAUAACGAGUGGGCCCUGGAUUACUGAUCGACGGGGAAAAAAAGUUUUGUAUUUUUUAUCUUCCCGGACACUGUUAUUGAAGCACUGUUGUAUUUAGCUUUGUUUGGCUGUAUGUUCUGUUUAUUUUAUUUAAGGAGUAAGUUUAAGGUUAUUACAGUUGUUCAAAUAUCAUGAGUUAUGAUAAUUUGUGCAAUUUAGAUUGUAAAUAAAUCAAUAAACACGA
Zophobas morio is the source of this 1226-nucleotide messenger RNA. RefSeq names its product E3 ubiquitin-protein ligase CHIP (gene STUB1). Gene Ontology annotation, biological process: cellular response to misfolded protein; positive regulation of proteolysis; protein quality control for misfolded or incompletely synthesized proteins. The record is from RefSeq and is a predicted model, not a curated record. Gene Ontology annotation, molecular function: protein-folding chaperone binding; ubiquitin protein ligase activity. Lineage: Eukaryota; Metazoa; Arthropoda; Insecta; Coleoptera; Tenebrionidae. Gene Ontology annotation, cellular component: cytoplasm; Z disc. The coding region runs from base 167 to 1030 and encodes 287 amino acids. The transcript is spliced from 6 exons.